This is a messenger RNA of Molossus molossus (Pallas's mastiff bat), 330 nucleotides long. It is a transcript of the gene SMIM9, whose product is annotated as small integral membrane protein 9. NCBI's taxonomy places the organism in Eukaryota, Metazoa, Chordata, Mammalia, Chiroptera, Molossidae. The coding region runs from base 1 to 330 and encodes 109 amino acids. The record is from RefSeq and is a predicted model, not a curated record. The transcript has 3 exons.
AUGGAACCCCAGAAGCUACUGAGCAUUGGAUUUCUGCUGUGCUCAUUGAUUUACCUCUUAGAAACUGUAGUUUCCUCUAAGUCACCUUUAUUUGCCUUUGGAAUACAAGACGAAGUGGAAUUGAAACCACGCUCAAGGGAAAACCGCAUGUCCUGGCUGGGCAACUUCAGGGAUUAUUUGUGGGAUCUUAUCAAAAGCUCCAUACCUCCAGCAGCCAUUUUUGCUUUUCUUGUCAGUACAGCACUAAUGGGGACCCUCUGCUGCCUCACAUGUGGGAAGUACAGGCAGCUCUUGACAGCUGAAGCAAACACUGAAAUUGCUAACACCUAG